AGAAGAAAAUUAAAGAAAAAGAAAGGCAAUUGCCAACGAAUCUUGCAGAGUCACAAAUUGAAGGAAAAGGGUUCUCUCAUCACUCACUCACUCAUUUACUCUCCUACCCACAUGAACUCCCUUUCCCUGUUCUUCCUCCACCUUCCUCCUUCUUUCUGACUUGCACUGUUUUGUUUUGCUGUUCAUGCCAGAUCCAAAGAGUUCAUCACAAACAAGUAGGAAGCCUUGGUAUCAAAGAGCAAUGGAGAUGGCCACUCUAUGGAAAACCAUUUCCAAAUCCCCGGAAAUUCCCCGUCCGAAUGCAACAACAUGGAAAACCAUUUCCAAAUCAACCGAGGUUUCAACCACAAAUUCCACCAAACAGAAACUAAGAAAAUGCACCUCUCUAAAAGUUGCCACCUCGUUCACACGAGUUUGUUUAUGUGCACCAAUCUCUUCCUACACCGAGGUUUUCCAAUCCGAUAUACCUCCGAGAAGAAGCAAUAGUUAUCCAAGAUCAAAGCAAUUGCCUACCCAACAAGAAAGAAUUCCAAGCGCGAGAGUUAGCAUAGAAGGGAGGAGAAUUUUCCGGGGAAAAUCUUUGACGGACGAUGUUUUAAUGAGGAGAUUUGUGGUGGAAGAGGAGGCAAUGAUGCAAGUUAGGAGGCGGAAUCAGAUGGAGAUAAUUAGGAGGAAAGCUUCCAUGAGAAGGAAAAUGCUUGGGCCGAGCCCUCUUAGUAGAAUGGUUUUGGCUGAGGAGGAAUAAUGGUUUUCCUUGUGUCCAAACAAGAAAUUGAAAUUUUUCCCUCCUUUUUAUUGGCAUAUGGUUUGUGGUUUUCUAUUAUCUUGAUUUUCCAUGAUAUUGGUACCAAAAAUGAAUUGAAUUGAAUAUUUUAUAAUAUGGUUAAGUUGGUUAUUUGAUUAAGACAUGUAUAUAUUAGGGUGAAUUAAAUUAACGGUUCCUGUAGUGGUUCCUAACAUUUCAAUUGUAAUAUAUUUGAUUAUAAGUUUUGAA
Camellia sinensis is the source of this 994-nucleotide messenger RNA. The record is from RefSeq and is a predicted model, not a curated record. NCBI's taxonomy places the organism in Eukaryota, Viridiplantae, Streptophyta, Magnoliopsida, Ericales, Theaceae.